Messenger RNA from Linum tenue, 1745 nucleotides. NCBI's taxonomy places the organism in Eukaryota, Viridiplantae, Streptophyta, Magnoliopsida, Malpighiales, Linaceae. The record is from the annotation of a GenBank genome assembly.
UAUCGCGAGAAACCGAAAAAUUAGUAGUUUUAAUUUUAGAACGAGGAAGAAAAAUAAAAAUGGAAACGAAAGGUAGAAAUGGGGUCCACUCCAGCAAGCGUAAGCAAUCACUGACCGACCGAGCUCUCUCCUCUCCUCAACGGCACACCUCAUUCUUCUUCAAAUCUCCGCCACCAAAAAUAUCAGAUUUUUUCUUACCAUGAUCUUGUAAAUUUGACCUGGAGAAACAAUGGCAAUGGCGGCAUUCUCCUCCCACAUCCCCACCCGCUCCCUCCAUUUCCAUACCCCCACUUACCACUCCCAUCAUCACCAACCCAUCACCCGCCGUAUCUCCACUACUCCCGCCACUCCCAGUUCGAAGCUCUACGCUUCCAAUCUCUCCCGGAGAAAACUUUCUUUCUACCCAUUUCUAACACCCUUCCUUUUCUCGUCCCCUGCUCGUGGCGGUGGCAUUGGAAGCGGCGGCCGUGGUGGAGGAGGAGAUGGUUCUGGCGGCGGGGGAGGCGGUGAUGACGCUGGAUCCCGGAACCAGGCCGAGUCUCUUCUCGCAUUGGCUGAGGCGGAUAGGACGCUGGAGAGCUUGCCCAAGGACUUGGCUGCUGCAAUUGAGGCAGGGAGGGUGCCGGGGGCUAUUGUGCGAAGGUUCUUUGAGCUUGAGAAGUCGCCAAUCCUCCGGUGGUUGCUUCAGUUUGGAGGAUUCAAGGAACGUCUGCUUGCUGAUGACUUGUUCUUGGCAAAGGUUGCAAUGGAGUGUGGCGUUGGUAUCUUUACCAAGACAGCUGCAGAGCUGGAAAAACGCAGAGAAAAUUUCAGCAAGGAACUGGAUUUUGUCUUCGCCGAUGUGGUAAUGGCCAUCAUAGCAGAUUUUAUGCUUGUGUGGCUUCCUGCACCAACUGUUGCUCUCCGUCCUCCCCUGGCAGUUAGUGCUGGAUCGAUUUCCACGUUCUUCUACAGCUGUCCUGACAAUGCCUUUCAGGUGGCUUUAGCUGGUACAUCGUAUUCACUUGUGCAGAGAUUAGGUGCAAUUGUGCGGAAUGGAGCGAAGCUCUUUCUGGUUGGGACUAGUGCAUCUCUGAUUGGUGUAGGUGUAACAAACACAUUGAUCAAUCUCCGGAAAGCGGUGGACAAAUCUUUCGCUGGUGAAGCAGAGGACAUGCCAAUACUAUCAACUAGUGCUGCCUACGGUGUCUAUAUGUCCGUCUCUAGCAACUUGAGGUACUCUUUCUAUAUCUCCGAUAUGACCAGCUUCAAGCAUUUCGGGCUGUGAACACGUUAUUCGCGUAAUCGUUCCUUUGACCGUUCAUGCUGUGCAGGUACCAAGUUCUAGCGGGGGUUAUAGAACAGCGAAUCCUGGAGCCUUUGCUGCAUGAGCAGAAGGUGUUACUGAGUGCAAUCUGCUUCGUGUUUCGAACCGGAAACACAUUCUUGGGAUCAUUGAUGUGGGUUGAUUAUGCUCGAUGGAUCGGGAUACAAAGACAACGUAAAUGAAGCCUAGGUUGAUCGUUAUGCGGCGAUAUUUAUUUGUUACGGAUUUCAUUUUGGAACUGUUUUUAGCAGUUGACAAUUACGUGCCGGAACCCUCUGAUCGAUGGGCUUUUGUUGUUUUCCUGCGGAAAUUGUAAAGUCAAGCGCAUGACUGACUUGUGAUAAAUUUCACCACUUGUAUCACCGGCUACUAUGAUCCUACGAUUAUGAUAAAUUUCUGUCACUUCCUAGAUCAUGGUAUAAUCUUUUUUACUAUCAUG